AUGAACACCUGGCGCAGCUGGCCGGCCUGCACAGCGUUUCGUCUUUGUGAAUCAGAACAGGCCCUGUUGGGUCCCUUUCGCCGCCAAUAUGGUCUCCCACAACACCGCCAUGUCUACGUCGGCGCGGGCGACCCUCAAACUAUCCACACUUUCAAGGAGUGGCUCCGCUAUAUCUUGCAGGGCUCGUGGAUGGAGUUCCGGCGCGACUGCUUGGCCAAGGCGGGCGGCGUCGUGGCGGAUCCGGACAAGAGGAGUACGGCCGAAAAGGCCAUGGAUUGCGUCGAUAACGUCGGCCCCGAUUUCGGGUUGUAUCACCCCGACAAGAAGAACUGGACGGUGCAAGAUCACCACGUUAGGUUUAUUAUGACGGUUGUUCUAGACGGCUUGCUCUCGAAUCUGUGGUCCUCCAAGGAUUGGGAUGCGAGAGGGCUUGAAAUCAGCAAAGCUGUAUACGAGGUGCUGUGCUUCUUGAAGGCGAGUUACGAUACGGUUGAGGAGGAAAGAGAUUAG
Molecule: messenger RNA, 510 nt
Organism: Ustilaginoidea virens
Lineage: Eukaryota; Fungi; Ascomycota; Sordariomycetes; Hypocreales; Clavicipitaceae
Exons: 3
Coding region: 1-510 (169 amino acids)
Source: RefSeq, a predicted model, not a curated record